Molecule: messenger RNA, 1473 nt
Organism: Halichondria panicea
Lineage: Eukaryota; Metazoa; Porifera; Demospongiae; Suberitida; Halichondriidae
Product: cytohesin-1-like
Exons: 10
Coding region: 89-1297 (402 amino acids)
Biological process (GO): regulation of ARF protein signal transduction
Molecular function (GO): guanyl-nucleotide exchange factor activity
Source: RefSeq, a predicted model, not a curated record
UUAUCUUAAUUUAUUGCCUUAGAGAUGAUGUAAUUUCAGACCACAACUUUUAUAUUAUUACUGUACGUAGCUAGAAUCUUUUUUUGUGAUGGCCUCUGAACAGUUGACUAGAUCAGCAGAAGAAGAUAAGCUUCUCAAAGAUAUCAGAGACGAGAAGGAAAAGUUGUGGUUGGAAAUACAGGAGCUAAGACGACAGGUGAUUGAUAUCGACAAUGAGCUAGCCGCCCUGGAUGAGGCAAAUGAUGAAGAGAUCAGACAAGAGAAAGAGAAGAUGAGGAUCAUCAGAAAUGGCAGGAACAAGUUCAACGCAAAACCGAAAGACGGCAUAAAGUUCCUACAGUCCAACAAUGUCCUGGGGGAAUCCUCCAAGGAGAUUGCCGAGUACCUGAUGAAGGGAGAGCUACUCAACAAGAGGGCCAUUGGAGACUACCUGGGAGAGGGGAAGGACUUCAACAUUGAGGUGUUAAAGAGUUUUAUUGACCAACAUGACUUUGUAGGGAAGUCUCUAGUGGAGGCAAUCAGAGCCUUUCUGUGGAGCUUCCAUCUCCCUGGAGAGGCACAAAAGAUCGACAGAAUAAUGGAACUAUUUGCCAAGCGCUAUCUUUCCUGCAACCCAGGGCUUGCUCUUGACAACACAGACACUGCGUAUGUCCUCUCCUAUGCAAUCAUCAUGCUGCAUACGAGCAUCUACAAUCCGAGUGUAAGGGACAAACCCACUCCAGAGCAGUUUGUGAAAAUGAACAGAGGUAUCAACAAUGGGAGCGACCUACCACGAGAGUUUCUGGAGGACUUGUACGAGCAGGUAAAGAAGGAGGAAUUCAAGGUUCCUGAUGGUGAGGGUGGUCUGGCAGAGACAUUCUUUAACCCCGAGAGAGAGGGUUGGCUAAUGAAGGAGGGGGGCAAGUACAAGUCCAAACACAAACGCUGGUUCAUCCUCAAGGAACGCAUGCUCUACUACUUCAAGCAGGCUAAUGAUGAUGAUUUGAUUGGCAGUAUUCCAUUAAUGGAGCCCCACCUCAAAGUGAGACUAGUCACUGACCCAAAGUUUCCUCCUCACUGUUUCGAGAUUUACUCAGAGGAUGGUGUCAUCAAAGCGUGGAAGAAAGACUCGGAUGGGAAACCAGUACCAGGGAACCACGAGUUCUACCGUUUGCAGACUGGUGGUCCAGAGGAAGCUGAGUCGUGGGUGCGGUGUAUCGAGGCCAGUAUAGGACAGGACUCUGCCUAUGACGCCUUUCAGCAGCGUAAGAGAAGGAUCACCUGCGUAACAGGGUUAGAGUUGCCGGGGUUCGACUGAGACUGCGCGCAUGUGCAUAAUUAUAACUGAGAUAAUAAUUAUGUUAGUAGGAUGUGUACAAUAAUUAAUCACUCAUGCACUAAUUUUUAUCUCAUUAAUUUUCUGUACAUUAAUUAUAACAUGGUGUUUAGUUCGUUAAUUUUUAUCGUUGUAAAUAAAUAAUUAUUGUUCAUUGA